Oikopleura dioica is the source of this 357-nucleotide messenger RNA. NCBI's taxonomy places the organism in Eukaryota, Metazoa, Chordata, Appendicularia, Copelata, Oikopleuridae. The record is from the annotation of a GenBank genome assembly.
AUGUCGUACGAACCUAAGAAGGAGGACAUCCAACAGGAGGAGGAUCCUAAUCACAGAAUCCGAAUCACCAUUUCCUCCAAGAACUGCAAGGCGAUCGAGCGCAUCUCCAACGAGAUCGUCCGAUCCGGCAAGGACAAGGGCCUCAAGGUCAAGGGACCCAUCCGACAGCCCACCAAGACUCUUCGAAUCACCACUCGAAAGACUCCCAAUGGUGAAGGUUCCAAGACCUGGGAUCGAUACCAGAUGCGAAUCCACAAGCGUGUGAUCGACUUGGUCUCCUCCACCGAGAAGGUCCGACAGAUCACCCAGAUGUCCAUCGACCCCGGCAUCGACGUCGAAGUCACCAUCUGCGACUAA